Molecule: messenger RNA, 1267 nt
Organism: Aureobasidium uvarum
Lineage: Eukaryota; Fungi; Ascomycota; Dothideomycetes; Dothideales; Saccotheciaceae
Source: the annotation of a GenBank genome assembly
ACGUCCAUUGCAUUUCAUAGCCAUGGCCUCAAACGAUCCCGGUCUUGCACAGUUAGGCGCAGAGGCCAACGAGCCCAUCAAAGGAGCAGUCCAUAGAUCAAUCGACCUCGAGGGAGCCGAAUGUCCAGUGGCAUCCGACCAGUUAGACGAACGCUACGAGACUUCGCGUUUGGAGAUCUGGUCUUGGUAUCUAUACUACUUCCAAAAUCUACUUUACCAGAAAGCUGGAGAUAGUGAGAUCUUGCACUUCCUUGGGUCCGAUCGCACAAUCAACUCCAUUGUGCUACUCAGCAACGGAAUAUCCUUUGCCAUACAGGUUGUUCUGUUCUUGAUCUUGGGAGCUUACGCAGACUUUGGUACAUUACGUUCCAAGAUCUUGAUCGGACUUUCCAUUGUUGCCUAUGCCAUUGGCUUCGCAUGGCUCGGUGUACAUACACCGGACAAGUGGCAGAUCGGAGUUGGCUUAUACAUUGUAGGACUGAUUGGGUACCAACUUACGCUUAGCUAUUGGAGUGCAGCUUUUCCUGGUCUGGCUAGAAACACCAAAGAAAUCCGAGAAAAGGCACGGGAUUGUGCAGAUGGUACCAUCACUCGUGAAGAGUACGAUCAUGCAGACAGUAUGAAAAGGAACGAGUUAAGCAAUCUCCGACAAUCUUUCUGUUACCUCAUUGGAUAUUUCUUGCUAGGAGACUCGCUGAACACCAUUGUGACGGUUAUUGGCACUCUCCAGAAUGCUGUGGUCACUUACAAUACGCUCGAGUUGACGUAUCUUCUCCUCGUUGGUAUUGCCGCUCAGGCUGUGGGAAUUGGUGGUUUCUGUAAGCGAAGCUGGACCUGUCUUUCUUAUGUCUUUGCUAAAUAUAUUAGGGNNUUUGUGCAAAGGCGCUAUGGACUUUCUACAAAGACAAUGUUCAACGCUGUUGCUGUUGGAAUCAUUCUGCUGGCCGCCUGGGGCAUGAUUGGUAUUUUCACUCAGCAAGUCUUCUAUGGCCUUUUCGUCUGUCCAUGGUAUUCCUACAGUUUGGUCAUGAUCUCGGAGGUUACUCCCCGUGGCAAGGAGUAUCUGUUCUUCUCCUUAUUCUCCAUGGUUGGCAAGACGUCGGCCUUCAUUGGUCCUUCGCACAACAAUAGCACCCCGUUCUACUUCCUGCUCGCUCUCAGCUUGGUCAGCUUCUUGUUCAUCUUCUUUUUCGUUGACUUGAGCAAGAGUCAAGUCGAGCAAGCUGAGUUUUUGCGCAAGGAGAAAGAGGCUCGUGGCAAGGACAUU